Sinocyclocheilus grahami is the source of this 7833-nucleotide messenger RNA. RefSeq names its product myosin XVIIIA b (gene myo18ab). Gene Ontology annotation, molecular function: ATP binding; actin filament binding; cytoskeletal motor activity. The transcript is spliced from 44 exons. Gene Ontology annotation, biological process: actomyosin structure organization. Gene Ontology annotation, cellular component: myosin filament; cytoplasm; myosin II complex. The record is from RefSeq and is a predicted model, not a curated record. Bases 221 to 7744 code for a protein of 2507 amino acids. Lineage: Eukaryota; Metazoa; Chordata; Actinopteri; Cypriniformes; Cyprinidae.
UCAACAGUGCUCGCCUGCUCACGUUCAGCUGCGCCCAUAGAGGAUAGAGCGAACAGAAACAAUACCGUUCCCUGCCAAAAAACUGGAUAUCUCACAACGGGAGCCAUAAUUAGUCCAUUCUGGAUGUACAGAAGUCACUCUGUCUCUGUAUGGAAAAAUCGCUUACUUGUGAAAACAUUGGUGCUUCUGUAGUGAACCGCAGACUACUUUUGGGGUCAGUAUGUUCAACUUAAUGAAAAAAGACAAGGAGAAGGAUGGCGUUAGGAAGGAGAAAAAAGACAAGAGAGACCGGAGGGAACGUAUGUCAGCAGCUGAGCUCCGAAGCCUUGAUGAGAUGAGCAUGAGACGGGGUUUCUUCAACCUCAACCGGAGCUCCAAACGGGACUCCAAGAACAAGUUGGAGAUCUCGAACCCGAUCCCUAUUAAAGUCGCCAGCAGCACUGAGCUCAACCUGACUGACAUUGAGUCGGACGGCCUCAGUAACCGCAGCAGCAUGGUCCUGGAUGCAGAUCAGCUCAGUGCAGCCAGUUCCAGUGACGAUCUGAAGGGCGAUUAUGGCCAAGAUGGACACCGGAGCUCUGUCAAGGAGCGGGCGGCCAGGUUCGGCUCCCUCGCCAUGCAGAACUCACAAAUGGGUUCCAUCAUGAAGCGCUUCUCCUUUUCUCAGAGGAAUAAAGAUGAAAGUCCAUCCGAAGGUUCCACACCUUCUGGGCAGAACUCGGCUGCCCCGUCUCCGCAGGUUGAAACCAAGAUAUUUGACCCCCAACGUAAGCCAAGUCUUCAGCAUCAUCAGCAACAGUCUUCUACUGGGAAAAAAGUGCAGGUUCCUGAGAUUGUGGAUAAGACGUUUUCAGCGGACCUCCGCUUGCCUGCUGUAGUGCCCCCGCAGACACCCGAAGUUCGGGAGCUGGUUCUCCAGAGGCGGAGCACUGGAGAUUUCGGGUUCUCCUUGCGACGCACCACCAUGUUGGACCGUGGCACGGAUGGAGGGGUAUAUCGCCGAGUGGUCCACUUUGCGGAACCAGGUGCCGGCACCAAGGACCUGGCUCUUGGUUUGGUCCCCGGAGACAGGCUGGUGGAGAUCAACGGGCGAAAUGUGGAGAACAAGAACAGGGAUGAGAUCGUGGAGAUGAUUCGGCAGUCAGGCGACACGGUUCGGUUGAAAGUUCAGCCCAUCCUGGAGCUAAGCGAGCUGAGCCGAUGCUGGCUGAGGAACACCGAAGGGCUGCGGCGGGAAGCAUUUGACCUGGAACCUGUGGCCAGUGCCUCUGCGUCGUCUCAGGUACAGGGCCCCUCUGGGGAUGGCUCUUCCCCUACUGCGCCCCUCCAUGGCUUGGCCCGAGUGUGCGCUCAUGUGGCCUGUUGGAGUGGACAGGUGGAGGAGGAUCCCGUGGCAAUUCUAAAGGCAGACCAUGCCGCUGCCGCCCAUCCUAAGGUGAAAACAGAGGAGCAGAUAGCUGCAGAGCAAGCAUGGUACGGCUCAGAGAAAGUGUGGCUGGUCCACAAGGAUGGAUUCUCUCUGGCCACUGUGGUGAAGACGGAGACUGGCAGUCUACCAGAGGGGAAAGUGAAAAUCAAACUGGAGCAUGAUGGGACGGUACUGGACGUGGACGAGGAUGACAUAGAGAAGGCGAACCCGCCGUCAUUUGACCGCUGUGAGGACUUGGCAGCUCUGCUCUACCUGAAUGAGUCCAGUGUUAUGCAUUCCCUGCGCCAGCGCUAUGGAGGAAACCUCAUCCACACAUACGCGGGGCCCAACAUGGUGAUCAUCAACCCUACCAGCGCCCCCUCCAUGUACUCAGAGAAGGUGAUGCACAUGUUCAAAGGCUGCCGACGAGAAGACACGGCCCCUCAUAUAUAUGCAGUGGCUCAAUCUGCCUACCGAAACCUUUUGACAACACGACAGGACCAGUCCGUCGUGCUGCUGGGAAAGAGUGGCAGUGGCAAGACCACAAACUGCCAGCAUUUAGUUCAGUAUCUGGUGUCCAUCGCCGGCAGCACUGGAAAGAUCUUUACUGCUGAGAAAUGGCAAGCGGUCUACACAAUCUUAGAGGCCUUUGGAAACAGUGCCACCUCCAUGAACAAUAAUGCAAGCCGCUUCUCCCAGAUCGUCUCGCUGGAUUUUGACCAGGCUGGUCAGGUGGCCUCUGCCUCUAUCCAGACCAUGCUGCUGGAGAAGCUGAGGGUGGUGAAACGACCAGAGACGGAGUCCACUUUUAAUGUUUUUUAUUACAUGAUGGCUGGAGCAGACAGCACACUCAGAACGGAGUUGCAUUUUAACCACUUUGCAGAGAACAGUGCUUUUGGGAUUGUGCCUCAAACUAAGUCUGAGGACAAGCAAAAGGCAUCACAACAGUUCACUAAACUGCAGGCAGCUAUGAAGGUGCUGGGCAUCUCUUCUGAUGAACAGAAAGCUCUGUGGCUCAUCCUUGGGGCCAUAUACCACCUUGGAGCUGCGGGGGCCACAAAAGCAGAGGCUGAUGAAGCGGGCCGGAAGCAAUUUGCUCGUCAUGAGUGGGCCCAGAAGGCGGCUUACCUCUUGGGUUGCACCCUAGAAGAGCUCUCGUCUGCUAUCUUCAAACACCAGCCCAAAGGAACCUUACAGAGAUCCACCUCAUUCCGCCAGGGACCAGAUGAUGUUGGGACAGGAGACAACUCGGCUCCAAAGAUCACAGCUCUGGAGUGUCUGGAGGCCAUGGCUGCUGGACUCUACUCUGAGCUCUUUACUCUGGUCAUCUCACUUGUUAACCGAGCGCUGAAGUCGAGUCAGCAUUCCCUGUGCUCUCUGCUUAUUGUGGACACACCAGGAUUCCAGAACCCAAAGUUAGCCAAGCGGAACCGUGGCGCCACCUUUGAAGAGCUGUGCCACAACUACACCCAAGAACGUCUCCAAACGCUUUUCCACGAACGCACCUUUGUACAGGAGCUAGAGCGCUACAAGGAGGAAAACAUAGAGCUUGCAUUAGAUGACAUAGAGUCCAGUACAUCACUAUCUGUAUCAGCUAUAGACCAAGCCUCCACUCAAGCAUUGAUACGGACCUUGGCCAGGACAGAUGAGGCGAGGGGCCUGCUGUGGCUGAUGGAGGAAGAAGCUCUGCAGCCCGGAGGCUCAGAGGAAACCCUGCUGGAGAGACUCUUCAGUUAUUACAGCCCUGUGGACGGAGAGAGCAAAGGCCCUGCCCUGCUGCUGAAGAGUGAGAAGGCACAUCACUUUCUGUUGGGUCACAGCCAUGGGACUGACUGGGUGGAGUAUGAUGCUCGGGGCUGGUUAAGCCAUGCCAAACAGAAUCCUGCCUCUCAGAAUGCGGCCAUAUUACUGCAGGACUCUCAGAAGAAGAAUAUCAGCUGCUUGUUUAUGGGGCGUUCAGGGGGAGCCACAGUUUUGUCAGGCUCUAUUGCUGGGCUUGAGGGCGGAUCACAGCUGGCCCUGCGCAGGGCAACAAGCAUGAGAAAGACCUUCACCACUGGUGUGGCCGCUGUUAAAAAGAAGUCCCUCUGCAUCCAGAUUAAACUGCAAGUGGAUGCACUGAUAGACACAGUGAGGCGGUCCAGGGUGCACUUCGUGCACUGUCUGCUGCCUAAAGCAGAGACUUCAGCUGGGGAUUUGAAGGUGCUGGGAGGACCCUCGUCUCGCUCUGGGGAGAUAGACGCACAUGGAGAAAGCUGUGACAACGGCCUCAUGCAGCUGGAUGUGUGCUUGCUCCGGGCGCAGCUCCGUGGCUCCAAACUGCUCGACGCCCUCCGUAUCUACCGUCAAGGUUAUCCCGAUCAUUUGGUCUUUUCGGAGUUCCGUCGCCGCUUUGAUGUGCUGUCUCCCCAUCUGACGAAGAAGCAUGGGCGGAACUACAUCGUAACCGAUGAGAGAAGGGCUGUCGAAGAGCUGCUGGAGUCUCUUGAGCUGGAAAAAAGCAGUUAUCACAUGGGCUUGAGCAGGGUGUUCUUCAGAGCAGGUGUUUUGGCUAAGUUAGAGGAAAACCGAGAUAUCCAGACCAGACGCAACAUCACCCUGUUUCAGGCUGCAUGCAGGGGCUACCUGGCCCGACAUGCCUUCAAGAAGCGGAAGAUCCAGGACUUGGCAAUCCGCUGCAUCCAGAAAAACAUCAAGAAGAACCGGGGUGUGAAAGGCUGGCCGUGGUGGAAGCUCUUCACCACCGUCCGUCCUCUCAUCGAGGUUCAGCUUACUGAGGAACAGAUCCGCGGCAAAGACGAGGAAAUUCAGCAACUCAAGUUGAAGCUGGAAAAAGUGGAGAAGGAGAGGAAUGAGUUGAGACUCAAUAGUGACCGACUGGAAAGCAAGAUAACUAGACCCUUUCUACAUCAUGAUGUGAAGACAAGCCAUUUUGCAAUGAUUGUGUUUUCAGGAGGAGAAUGGAGGCUCAAGUAUGAGAGAGCCAUCAGAGAGAUUGAGUUUACCAAGAAGAGACUCCAGCAAGAGUUUGAUGACAAACUGGAGGUGGAGCAGCAAAACAAGAGGCAGCUGGAGAGAAAGCUGACAGACCUGCAGGCAGACAAUGAAGAGGUGCAGCGCGUGUCGCAGCAGCUGAAGAAGAAAUGCCAGAGACUGACAGCCGAGCUGCAGGAUACCAAACUGCACCUGGAGGGGCAGCAGAGCCGCAACCAUGACCUGGAGAAGAAACAGCGCAAGUUUGACUCGGAGCAGACUCAGGCUCAGGAGGAGGUGCAGAGAGAGAAGAGUCUGCGAGAGAAACUGAGCAGAGAGAAAGACAUGCUGACCGGGGAAGUGUUCAGCCUUAGACAACAACUGGAGGAUAAGGAUCUGGAGAUAUGUGCUGUCAAUCUAAAGCUCGAGCAAAUGGAGGCUGAGCUUCAAGAUCUCAACUCACAGGAGUCAAAGGACGAGGCGUCAUUGGCCAAGGUUAAAAAGCAGCUUCGUGACCUUGAGGCAAAGGUCAAAGAUCAAGAAGAAGAACUUGAUGAGCAGGCUGGAACCAUUCAGAUGCUGGAGCAGGCCAAGCUUCGUCUGGAGAUGGAGAUGGAGAGACUGAGACAGACGCAUUCGAAAGAGAUUGAGAGCAAAGACGACGAGGUGGAGGAGAUCAGACAGUCCUGCAGCAAGAAGCUCAAGCAAAUGGAGGUGCAGCUGGAGGAGGAGUAUGAAGAGAAGCAGAAGGUCUUGCGUGAGAGGAGAGACCUGGAAGCCAAGCUGAUGAGCACUCAAGACCAGGUGAGCCACAGAGAUGUGGAGACAGAAAAGCGUCUGAGAAAAGACCUUAAGCGCACAAAGGCCUUGCUGGCUGAUGCCCAGAUCAUGCUGGAUCACCUGAAGAACAACGCUCCCAGCAAGAGAGAGAUCGCUCAGCUCAAGAACCAGCUCGAGGAGUCAGAGUUCACUUGUGCUGCUGCAGUCAAAGCCCGAAAGUCAAUGGAAGUGGAGAUCGAGGACCUCCAUGUCCAAAUGGAUGACAUAUCUAAAUCCAAGCAGGCGCUUGAAGAGCAGCUGAGCCGUUUGCAGAGGGAGAAGAAUGACCUGCAGUCUCGCAUGGAGGAGGAUCAGGAGGACAUGAACGAACUCAUGAAGAAACACAAAGCCGCCGUUGCCCAGUCCACACAGAAUCUGGCCCAGAUCAGUGACCUGCAGGCCCAGCUGGAGGAGGCCAUGAAGGAGAAACAGGACGUCCAGGAGAAGCUCACAGCCCUGCAGAGUCAGCUAGAGUUCCAAGAGCAGUCCAUGGUGGACAAGUCUCUGGUCAGCCGGCAGGAGGCCAAGAUCCGUGAGCUGGAGACCAAGAUGGAGUUUGAGAAGACACAGGUCAAACGCUUGGAGAGUCUUGUAGCGAGGCUGAAAGAGAAUCUCGAGAAGUUGACUGAGGAACGAGACCAACGCAGUGCCAGCGAGAACCGGGAGAAAGAGCAGAACAAGCGUCUCCUGAGGCAGAUCCGAGACAUCAAGGAGGAGAUGGCCGAGCUGGCCAAGAAGGAAGCGGAAGCCAGCCGCAAGAAACACGAGCUGGAAAUGGAUAUUGAGAGUUUGGAAGCAGCCAACCAGAGUCUCCAGGCAGAUCUCAAGCUGGCCUUCAAGAGGAUCGGAGACCUCCAGGCUGCUAUUGAGGAUGAGAUGGAGAGUGAUGACAAUGAGGAUCUCAUCAACAGUUUACAAGACAUGGUGACUAAGUAUCAGAAACGAAAGAACAAGAUCGAGGGCGCCUCUGAUACCGAUUCUGAGGUGGAGGACCGCGUUGACGGGGUGAAAUCAUGGCUGUCCAAAAACAAGGGCUCUGCCAAGAACAUGUCAGAUGAUGGUAGUCUGAAGAGCUCAAGAUUUGCUGUAAAUGUUGACGGAAAGGAGGGAAAAGAGUGGGAAGAGGGUAAAGAAUGGAAAGACAGUGGCAAAGGUAAAGAGUUAGAAUCCAGCAGGCCUGUGUCUGUCAUGAGUUCCCUCAGCUACAGGAAACGCUCCAACAUGAAGGACUCCAUUGGAGGUAAGGGAGACGAGAGUUCGCUCCUCAACACCCUCAAAGAACAAUCUGAUUCCCAGGAGCUCUCCUCCUUCCGCAAGUACAAAGUCAAGCAGGAAGCUGAGGAUGACUCCUAUUCUGUCAACUCCUGGAAGAAGGCAGGAGAUGAUCUUGACGAUCGGGGUUCUGUCAUCUCUCAGGCCUACUCGGAAGCGGCCAGUCGGGCAAGGAAGGGUAUGGACAGCCGCUGGUCGGAGUUCGAUAAGGAGUCCGUUGUGUCCUCUGUAGCCCCGGGCCGGGUUUCCACCCACCGUACUGCGAUGGAUAUAGAUGAUGAUGCUAUUUCCAGCGCGAGUCGCAUGAGUUCAGUAAGCCGGCGUCGGAGCAUGCCUCGUCUUGACGACCGCCAGAGUGAAUACGGUUCAGCCAUCAGCCCCAGCCUGAGCCACCGCAGCCCAGGCAGUGUGAGUCGCGCCGACUCCCGCAUGUCGCUGUCUCGCAGCUGUCGCCUCAGUGAAUUUGACGUGGAUGAUGAUGCCCAAAGCAUAGCAUUCAGCGAGGCACGCUCCAGCGCUUACAGCCCUCACUCAACUUCCGGCCGAAGCUUCUCCAUGCCUCCACAAGCCCGGACUACUGACUCCAGCCCGCCUGACAUCUCGGACGUCAAGCCGGUCAGUCACCGCAACUACCUGGACCCUGACCUGGAGGCCGCCAUUAAUGAAGUGUUAAGCUUCAAACCUAUCAAGUUCAAGCGCACCAGCUUGGAAGACUCUGAAGCGGAGAAAGAUAAACCGGGUGAGGAGGAGCAUGACCGGAAGAGUGCCAGCAGUUCCAGGACUGGCAGAGACAGUGGCCGUUCCUCCAGCUUGCGCCGUUCUGCUUCAGCCGUGGACUUUAUGUGUUCCAGCAGUAGCCUUAGCACACGCAGCAGCCGCAGCAAGAAGGGCAAGAGCAAGAAGAAGAAGAAGAGAAGCCACAGCUCGGAAUCAGACAGCUCUGAUGAUGACCGCAAGAAGAAGAGCUCCAAGAAGAAGAGCAAGAAGUCCAAGAAGAAGUCCAAGAAAGAGUCUUCGUCUUCCUCCUCAUCCUCGGCGUCUGAGUCUAGCACAGAGUCGGACUCCAGUUCAGGAGCGUCCACUAUUUCUUACAGAAGCUCCAGCAGUAUCAAGAAAGCCCCUGGCAGGCAGGCCUCAGGCUCUGAGGGAGAGCUGGAGCCUGAAGGCCCCUCUGAAGGACCUCCUCCACUGUCCAAGAAAGAGGAGAAGAAGAGGAAGAAGAAAGUGGACAAUCUUGUGAUGAAGUACCUGUACAGGCCUGACAGUGACUAAAGAUGGCAGUAGCCCACCCUCAGGUCGCAGACGCUUCUGCCAUGACAGAUCUGACGAGGAAGAGGAAGAAGAAAAAGAGGAAGGGAGCG